Molecule: messenger RNA, 1575 nt
Organism: Prorocentrum cordatum
Lineage: Eukaryota; Dinophyceae; Prorocentrales; Prorocentraceae
Source: the annotation of a GenBank genome assembly
AGGCUCAAUAGCAGCCUUUUUUCGAAGAACCGUUCACUAAGAAAGAGCGCUGCGCUCAGCCAAGUCCUCAGGGGCGCGGCCAGCGGACGCUGCUGCUCAUGAGGGCCUCUGGUGGCGAUGCCCGGGCGGCCCGCUGCAUCUUCCAGGCUCUUCUUGCCGCCGCGGCCCUCCGCGAAGGCUUCGCCGGCCGCCGGCCGCCGGAGCCUUCUUCCUGGGAUGCUGUCGCACGACGUCGUCGUCGACGCUUGCUGUUGGAAGAGAGGGCAGGGAGGCACGAGGAUGUGGCGACGAAUCGGGGAGAGGCAGAGGGGCGCUGGGAAGAUAGAGACGGAGCUCAGGGAGAAGCCCCCAUGCCACAGCCAAAGCUCGCGAGCACGCGCAGACCGCAGUCCGCGGCCUGGAACCUUCGGCAGCGUCCGCGCGGAGACGCAUCAGCUGACCCAAGCUGGCACCGACGGCAGCGGCUUGCGGGCUUGCACUUGGUGGUACCGCGCGCGCACGGUCAGCUUGUGUGGCGGCUCGGUGGGCGUCGACCAGGAUGCCACCUUGGCACCAUACCUGCGGGUCCAGGAGGCCGCAGAUAGAAGGUCAACAUUAUCCACCGCGCCCUUCUGGCAGAUCUCGCAGUACCAGCCCCAGAAAUUUCUAGGAUUUGACCCAACGCAUGAGGGCGGCUCGGCGGCACUUGAACCCGAGCCUGCCGUCGGCGCCCCGCGCGGGCCUCUGCGGGUCACGCGGCUGGGCGGGAAGGCCAGCCAGCGAAAGCUCCUUGAGUCGCCCGGUUUCCUGGGGCCGGUGCGGCCGUGCCAGAUCGCCCAGGCUGAGGCAGUCCGCCCAGAAGACCCCGAGCGUGACCAGUCGGUCGCUGGCGACGUUGGGCCGCCGCCCCACGGCCUGCGCCCACCCUCGUUCAGCGAGGGGCCGCAGGCCGCCGCCGCGGUCCUCGCGCUCGCCGCCCCGGCCUUUGUGGGCCCGUCCGCCCCGCGCGCGGCGGGCGAGGCCGCGGGCGCCAGCGAGGUCGCACUCCGCGGCGCCGCCGCCCCCGAGUCGCUGACCGAGGGCCAGGACACACCGGCCUUCCACAAGGUCGGCGGUGCCAUGCUGUCCAUGGUGGCGGCCCUGAUCGUGGCGCUCGUGCCGGUCGCGGAGGCCCAGGCGGCGAAGAGCGGAGGCCGCAUGGGCAGCUCGAUGCCCGCGCGCUCGGCCCCGCCGGCCAGGCCCGCGCCGCCCAGACCCGCGCCAGCGCCUUCUUCGUCCAGCACCACCGUCAACAAGACCAUUGUGAACAAGACGGUGAUCGUCCAGCAGUCGGCGCCGGUCAUGGGGGCCGCUCCCAUCAUUGCAGGCCCCUCCAUGGGCGAGAUGAUUGUGGGCAAUGUCGUCGGCAACGUCGCAGGCAACAUGAUCAGCAACGCCAUGUUGGGGGGAGCUAACCGCGGCCCGAGCAACACCGACCGCAUGCUUGAGCAGCAGCAGCGCCAGGACGAGCGCCAGCUGGACAAGCAGUCGAUGGAGCUCGAGAACCUUCGGAGGGAGGUGCAGGACAUGAAGAUCGCCAACGCGGCGAAGAGCUGA